Molecule: messenger RNA, 1188 nt
Organism: Striga hermonthica
Lineage: Eukaryota; Viridiplantae; Streptophyta; Magnoliopsida; Lamiales; Orobanchaceae
Source: the annotation of a GenBank genome assembly
AUGGCCUUCGCCCAUUACGGGCCCUUCUGGCGCCAGAUGCGCAAGAUCUGCGUGACAAAGGUGUUCAGCCGUAAACGGGCCGAAUCCUGGGCUUCAGUCCGCGAGGAAAUACAUUCGCUUGUUAAAACGGUCCAUUUAAGGAUUGGGUCACCGGUCAAUAUUGGGGAGGCUGUUCUUGGGCUUACCAAGAACAUCACUUAUCGGGCCGCGUUUGGGUCCAUGUCACAAGAGGGCCAGGGGGAGUUUGUGAAGAUCAUGCAGGAGUUUUCAAAGCUGUUUGGGGCUUUCAACAUUGGGGACUUUAUCCCGUGGCUCGGGUGGGUCCACGGUGGGGAUUUUCAAAGGAGGCUUGCCGGGGCUCGCGGGUCGUUAGACGGGUUUAUCGACAAAAUUAUCGACGAUCAUGUUGGUAAGAAGGAUAGAAAGAAAAAUCACGAUUUUGUGGACGUUGAAGAUGACAUGGUCGAUGAGUUGAUCGAGUUUUAUGAUGAGAAUGGCGCAAAAAGUGUUGACCGUAAGUCGUCUGUCAGCAUUACUAGGGACAACAUCAAGGCUCUCAUAAUGGAUGUCAUGUUUGGUGGAACGGAAACCGUGGCCUCAGCCAUAGAGUGGGCCAUGUCUGAACUAAUGCAUAGUUGGGAAGACCUAAAGAAGGUCCAACAAGAGCUCGUCAAUGUAGUGGGCUUGGACCGUCAAGUCAACGAAUCGGAUCUCGAAAAGCUCACGUAUCUAAAAUGUGUCGUCAAAGAGACCCUUCGCCUCCACCCUCCGAUUCCUCUCCUCCUCCAUGAGACCUCAACCGACACAUUUAUCAACGGCUACAAAAUCCCCGCUAGGGCCCGCGUGAUGAUCAACGCGUGGGCUAUCGGGCGUGACGCGAGCGCGUGGGCCGAACCCAAUAAGUUUGACCCGUCCAGAUUCUUGAACGAUGAUGCGCCCGAUUUCAAGGGGAGUAACUUUGAGUUCAUACCGUUUGGGUCGGGCCGGAGGUCGUGCCCCGGGAUUCAACUUGGGCUUUACGCUCUCGAGCUGGCGGUGGCCCAUCUUUGUCAUAGCUUCGAUUGGGAGCUUCCGGAUGGGUUGAAGCCCGAUGACCUCGACAUGAACGAUUUGUUUGGGCUCACGGCUCCUAGAGCGGUCCAACUUGUCGCGAUCCCCAAACAACGCCUUAAUGUUCCUCUAUUUUGA